Molecule: messenger RNA, 1275 nt
Organism: Antrostomus carolinensis (chuck-will's-widow)
Lineage: Eukaryota; Metazoa; Chordata; Aves; Caprimulgiformes; Caprimulgidae
Product: frizzled-3
Exons: 3
Biological process (GO): non-canonical Wnt signaling pathway; canonical Wnt signaling pathway
Cellular component (GO): plasma membrane
Molecular function (GO): Wnt-protein binding; Wnt receptor activity
Source: RefSeq, a predicted model, not a curated record
CCGUUUCAUCCCAUGGUGAAUUUGGAAUGCUCCCGAGAUUUCCGCCCCUUCCUGUGCGCCCUCUACGCUCCCGUGUGCAUGGAGUACGGCCGCGUCACUCUCCCGUGUCGCAGACUCUGUCAAAGAGCCUACAGCGAGUGCUCCAAACUCAUGGAGAUGUUUGGGGUCUCUUGGCCUGAGGAUAUGGAGUGCACCAGAUUCCCAGAUUGUGAUGAGCCAUAUCCUCGUCUCGUUGACCUCAAUUUAGCUGGGGAACCCACAGAAGAGGCCCCAAUGGCAGUGCAGAGGGAUUAUGGUUUUUGGUGUCCUCGGGAGUUGAAAAUAGACCCUGAUUUGGGUUACUCUUUCCUGAGGGUACGAGACUGUUCCCCUCCUUGCCCAAAUAUGUACUUCCGGCGUGAAGAGCUCUCCUUUGCUCGUUACUUCAUCGGAGUCAUCUCCAUCGUCUGCCUUUCUGCUACCUUGUUUACUUUUUUAACAUUUCUGAUCGAUGUCACAAGAUUUCGCUAUCCGGAAAGACCGAUCAUAUUUUACGCUGUCUGUUACAUGAUGGUCUCAUUAAUUUUCUUCAUUGGCUUUCUGCUUGAAGACCGAGUAGCGUGUAACGCAUCUAGCCCUACCCAGUACAAGGCUUCCACAGUGACACAAGGCUCCCACAACAAAGCUUGCACUAUGCUUUUCAUGGUGCUCUAUUUCUUUACCAUGGCUGGAAGUGUUUGGUGGGUCAUUCUUACCAUCACCUGGUUUUUAGCAGCUGUGCCAAAAUGGGGCAGUGAAGCAAUCGAGAAGAAAGCCUUGCUCUUCCACGCCAGUGCCUGGGGCAUUCCAGGAACUUUAACCAUCAUCCUCUUAGCAAUGAAUAAAAUUGAAGGUGACAAUAUUAGCGGCGUCUGUUUUGUUGGCCUCUAUGAUGUGGAUGCAUUAAGAUACUUUGUCCUUGCACCUCUCUGCCUGUAUGUUGUUGUUGGAGUUUCCCUUCUGCUAGCUGGCAUUAUCUCACUCAAUCGGGUUCGCAUUGAAAUCCCGUUAGAAAAAGAAAACCAGGACAAACUGGUGAAGUUCAUGAUCCGGAUUGGCGUGUUCAGUGUUCUGUACCUCGUGCCGCUGCUGGUUGUAAUCGGCUGCUAUUUCUAUGAGCAGGCUUAUCGAGGUGUGUGGGAGACGACGUGGAUUCAAGAACGCUGCAGAGAAUAUCACAUCCCGUGUCCCUAUCAGGUGACUGAGUUGUCAUCAGCCUGAUUGCUGCUCUUUCUGGUUUUUGUUGUUUGUCUGUAA